CCUACCUGUAUAUUUCCAAGAUGGAGACUUCUAUGCAAAAGCCCAGGUGCAGCUGCAGGUGGCAGGUGUCCUGAGGGGACAGUGGUCCUGCAGCAGUGCAACUCCAGGGAAUACACAGUGUGCGGCCCGCCCGGUCCAGGUGGUCCCUGCUGCCCAGCCCCUGCUGGCCUCUCUGUGUGCACAGCAGGUCAGGAUGGGGAGGUGCCUGGUGCCCCGUCUGCCUGCCCUCCCUGUGUGCCUCGCCGUGGUCCAGCUGCUCAGCCCCUGCUCAGCUGAGUUUGCUGUGGUCGGACCCCCCGAGCCCAUCCUGGCCAUGGUGGGUGAAGACGCAGACCUGCCCUGUCACCUGUCCCCAGAGAUGAGCGCUGAGACCCUACAGCUGAUGUGGGAGCGACCCGGCCGCAGGCAGGUAGUGCACACGUACGCACACGGGCAGGAGGACACGCCGGCAGAGGAGUUUCGAGGGAGAACUUCGAUUAUAAGAGAGGACAUCACUGCGGGGAAGGCCGCUCUCAGGAUUCACAACGUCAGCGUCUCUGACAGCGGAACCUACCUGUGUUAUUUCCAAGAUGGAGACUUCUAUGCAAAAGCCCAGGUGGAGCUGCAGGUGGCAGCGCUGGGCUCUGAUCCCCACAUUGACAUGAAGGGCUACGAGGCUGGAGGGAUCCGUGUGAACUGCACGUCUGCCGGCUGGUACCCGCAGCCCCAGAUCCAGUGGAGAGACGCCAGGGGACAGAGCUUGCCCUCGGAGGCAGCAUCUGCGGCUGCAGACCCCCAGGGCCUUUAUGCAGCCUCAGCCUCUGUGAUCCUGGAAGGCGGCUCUGGGGAGGGGGUCUCCUGUGUCAUCAGAAACAACCUGCUGGAACAGGAGAGGUCAGCCAGGCUUUCCAUCCCAGGUGCCUUUUUCAAGGACACAGAGCUUUGGGUGGUGUUGCUCGCCGUCACCGUGGUGCUUCAUGCCAUGUUCCUGUUGUGUGUGAUGUGUUUGCUGCGCCGCGGGUGGAAGAGGAGCCAGGCCCUGCUCCAGGAGAAGGGGAGAGAGCACGAGCAGAGAGAGAAGCAGCGGGCGCAGAGCUGCAGCGGCAGUGGCAGCGAAGCGCCCAAGAGACGCUGCAGGACGUGCUCAUCACAGGGAGGCACCCAGCCCAGGGUGAGGCUGCUGCCCCGGGACAUGGAGCACUGCCCGCCAGCUGCCUCCGCGGACAGCACACUGGUGCUGCUGGAACACCAGGGCUUAUCCGUGCCGUCCUCUGAGGAUUCUGAGGACAGUGUCGAGUUGCAGGAGGUGGUCAGCCGGGAGCAGGCACUGCAGACCCAGGUCCUAGCGCAGCAGGAGUGUUGGAUCAAAGACGCAGAUGGAAGUCACUGGAAUCUCUUUGAGGCAGUGGAAUCCACGUCCAUCAGAGGCACACCCACCGCUGACCGCCACUGAGGUCCCCGAGGUUCCUGUCACCUGUGCAUCCUGGGGAAAGGCCGCUCUUCCUCAUCAUCACCACGGUGACUGUUCCCGGUGUGCCCCCGGUACCCCGCCGUGGGUGGCAGUAACGGUCACCCUUCAGUGGAGCUGCUUCUGCAUCCAAGGCCGCACGGCUC
Messenger RNA from Phyllostomus hastatus (greater spear-nosed bat), 1593 nucleotides. RefSeq names its product butyrophilin subfamily 3 member A2-like. Gene Ontology annotation, biological process: T cell receptor signaling pathway; regulation of cytokine production. The record is from RefSeq and is a predicted model, not a curated record. Gene Ontology annotation, cellular component: external side of plasma membrane. The coding region runs from base 194 to 1432 and encodes 412 amino acids. Gene Ontology annotation, molecular function: signaling receptor binding. Lineage: Eukaryota; Metazoa; Chordata; Mammalia; Chiroptera; Phyllostomidae. The transcript is spliced from 9 exons.